CUCUCUAGAUCCAUCCUUCCUUUCUCUCUCUAAGCCUCCCCCAACUCCAUUUUCUCUCUCUCCCCAGAUCUCACCCGCGUUUCAUGGAUCUACAAACCCCAUCCGCAUUGCCCUCUCGGACUUAGGGUUUUUGGUUUUCCGCUCUCCCUCCACAAUGCCGUCUCUCACUCCCACCUUGCAUCGUCAUGAGCUGCUUCCCGGCCGCCGCCUGCCUCACCGGAACCCUAGCUUCAUCCCGCAACUCUCCGCCUACUGCUUCUGACAUCAUGUUUCUGAAUUUCGGUCUUUCCAGGGAAAAUGAGGGUUGUGAUGCUGCUGCUGCUUCUCCAUCUCGUCAAUUUGGUUCUGUCUUGUUGCGGGCAUCCAUUAUUGCAUAUAUUCCUGUCUCCAACAAUACUGCCUAAACAGCAACAGUCUACGAGGAAAAUCUCAUUGGAACAGGCAAGGCCCAUGCCAAUGAGUGUUUUGUUUACUUUAUCUAGAUCACCCCGGACGCGGGUGUUUAAGCCUUCUUUGGAGCCAUCAAUUGCCCCUGCACCUUCUCCAGCAUAUCACGGCUCUGUCUCUGGUCCUAGCAGUACUUCCAUACCAAGACAUCAUCACCAUCAUCAUCAUCAUUAUCAUCAUCAUCAGGGGAAACAACAUCAUGCAGUCUCUCCAGCCCCCUCUACAGGAACAGGUUGUGAUCAGAUUUGUACGGAGCCUCUUGCAGCAACUCCAUUUGGUUCCCCUUGUGGUUGUGUGUUUCCUAUGAAAGUUAGACUUCUUCUGGAUGUAGCCCUUUAUGCUGUCUUUCCUGUGGUUGCUGAGCUAGCAAUUGAGGUUGCAGCAGGCACAUAUCUGGAGCAGAGUCAAGUGAAGAUAGUGGGCGCCAGUGCUGACAGUCAAAAUCAGGGAAAGACUGUAGUAGAUAUUAACUUGGUUCCACUGGGAGAGAAGUUUGAUAACACCACUGCUAUGCUGACAUGUGAGAGAUUUUGGCAGAAGAAGGUGCCUCUAAAUAGGACUCUUUUUGGUAACUAUGAUGUGUUGUACAUUAAUUAUCCAGGGAUUCCUUCUUCGCCGCCAUCUGGAAGUUACAUGGGCAGUGGUCCAAGUGGAAGUGCUGGAGGUCUCCCCAUAACUGCAGAUUUUGUCAACAAGAGCCAGAAGUUGAAUCCUAGAACCAUUGCCAUCAUCGCUUUAUCUGGUUUUGUGCUUGUAUUGGUGUGCAUUGGAGCAAUUUCCAUUGUUUUAAAAUGGAGAAAGAUUGGAAGACCAUCAAGUGCUGUUGGUCCUGUAUUUACAUCAUCCAUCAAUAAGAGAUCUGGCAUUGGUUCUAUGUUAUCAAGUAGUAUAGCAAGUUCAACAUCAGCAUCCCUCAUUUCCACCAUGGCUACAUGUGUUCUCUCAGUUAAAACAUUUCCACUUGCUGAACUUGAGAAGGCAACACAUAAGUUCAGUUCAAAGAGGAUUUUAGGUGAAGGAGGAUUUGGACGUGUUUACCAUGGGACUAUGGAAGAUGGAACUGAAGUUGCAGUUAAGCUGCUUACAAGAGAUCACCAGAGCGGAGAUCGUGAGUUCAUUGCUGAAGUUGAGAUGCUCAGCCGAUUACAUCACCGCAAUCUUGUGAAACUGAUUGGUAUAUGCAUUGAAGGACACACACGCUGCCUGGUGUAUGAGCUUGUUCACAAUGGCAGUGUUGAGUCUCACUUGCAUGGUGCUGACAAGGGAAAGGGACCUCUCGACUGGGAUGCACGGAUGAAGAUUGCCCUUGGUGCAGCAAGAGGAUUGGCUUAUCUUCAUGAAGAUUCUAAUCCUCGUGUAAUUCACCGAGAUUUUAAGGCCAGCAAUGUCCUACUAGAAGAUGAUUUCACCCCAAAGGUUUCAGAUUUUGGGUUAGCAAGGGAAGCAACAGAAGGAAGUCAUCAUAUAUCUACUCGGGUCAUGGGAACUUUUGGGUAUGUUGCUCCUGAAUAUGCAAUGACGGGGCAUCUACUUGUCAAAAGUGAUGUAUACAGUUAUGGGGUCGUGUUGCUUGAGCUUCUCUCUGGAAGAAAACCAGUUGACAUGUCCCAACCAGCAGGACAGGAGAACCUAGUAACCUGGGCACGGCCUCUGUUGACUGUUAGAGAAGGUUUGGAGCAGUUGGUGGAUCCUUCUUUGGCUGGAAACUACGACUUUGACAACGUGGCUAAGGUUGCAGCCAUUGCUUCCAUGUGUGUUCACCCUGAGGUGACUCACAGACCCUUCAUGGGUGAAGUAGUGCAGGCACUAAAACUGAUUUACAACGAUAAAGACGAGACUUGUGGGGAUUGUUGUAGUCAGAAGGAAUCUUCAGGUCCGGACUCAGACUUGAGAGGUGAUCUUGACCCUUCUGAUAGCAGUUGGUGGAAUGCUGGAGGGAUCACCCCACGCUUGACAUACGGGCAUGCCACGCCGUUCAUAACCAUGGAGUACAGCUCCGGUCCCCUUGAGGAGACGGAAAACAGACCGUUUUCAGCUUCAAGCCUGGUGGGGGAAGGGGCAUCCUUACAAAUCACACAUGGGAACAGAUCAGGGCCAUUGAGAACAAUCCGAAGCAAGCCAGGGUUUUAUAGAUUAAAAGGGAGUAUGAGUGAACAUGGGGUGCUUUCAAAGCGAGUUUGGAAUGAUGGUGCUUGGGUUUGAGGUUUUCUUUUGUAGCAUUUUCCAAAAUGUACAUACAGUUUGUAGAAGGACAGGGGCCUUCAAGGAAGCAGUUGAUUUGAUGUAGCUGGUUUUAGGAAUUUGGAUGGUGGGCGGUUUCCAUAUCGAGUGAGAAAGAAGAUAACGGAGAGAAAAGAGAGAUGAUGGCUUCUAAUUUUGGAAAUCUUGAUUCAAUUACAAUACAAAGUUGGAGAUGUAAGUUGGAUACUCCCUGUAGUAUAUUAUUAUAUAAUAUAUAUACGCUAAAUUAAUUUCUUUUGGUUAA
Vitis riparia (riverbank grape) is the source of this 2932-nucleotide messenger RNA. RefSeq names its product receptor-like serine/threonine-protein kinase ALE2. Gene Ontology annotation, molecular function: ATP binding; protein kinase activity. Bases 298 to 2649 code for a protein of 783 amino acids. The transcript has 9 exons. NCBI's taxonomy places the organism in Eukaryota, Viridiplantae, Streptophyta, Magnoliopsida, Vitales, Vitaceae. Gene Ontology annotation, biological process: protein phosphorylation. The record is from RefSeq and is a predicted model, not a curated record.